This is a messenger RNA of Triticum dicoccoides, 1455 nucleotides long. RefSeq lists its product as uncharacterized. Bases 462 to 1280 code for a protein of 272 amino acids. The record is from RefSeq and is a predicted model, not a curated record. The transcript has 3 exons. Lineage: Eukaryota; Viridiplantae; Streptophyta; Magnoliopsida; Poales; Poaceae.
CUCUGGCGCUCGGCGCCCCUCGCUCUCGUCGACAGCCACCUGCUCCCGGGCGGCGGCGCGCGCGGGCAGCUCGUCAUCGGCGCCCCCUCUCCCCGCGCCGUCACCGCCACGGUGUCCCGCGUCCUCGCGGGGCACCAGGGCCCCUUCCGCUGCGUCCACCUCACCCGCACCACCAUGGAGGAGCACCGGGGCGAGAUUGUGCGCUGGCUCGACAUCCUCGCUGCCAAGGGGGUCCAAGACCUAGUCUUUGUCAACCGCCCCUGGCCGAUAGACCUGCGCCUCCCCGCCACGCUCUUCAGCUGCGCUCCCCUCACCCGCCUCUACCUCGGCGUCUGGAGGCUCCCGGAGACCGCCGCCGUACCGCGCGGCGCCAGAUUCCCCAAUCUCAGGGAGCUCGGCCUGUGCUUGUAUGCCAUGGAGGACCGUGAUCUGGCAUCCAUGCUUGAAAGAUCCUCGUCUUGAUGGCAAGCCAUAGCGGAGUGCGCCUCCGCCUCGUCAGCCAGAGCAUGCGGUGCGUUCAGCUGGGCUUCACCUACUUGGAGUACAUCGACGUGGUGGAUGCACCUCGCCUGGAGAGGAUCUUCCAGUGGGAGAUCACUACCCACAGCCUCUGCGCCAAGAAGCACUCUUCCAGGAUCAAGAUUGGACGUGCACCUAACCUGCGUAUGCUGGGAUACCUUCUGCCAGGAGAGCAAGAUUUGGGGAUUACCAACACCGUCAUCGUGGCUGGGAGCAAGGAGAACAUUGUCCCUAGUGUCCAGAUUUUGGCCAUAGAGUUGCACUUUGGUGUCCGGGGUGCUGUCAAGAAAGUAUCUGGUUUUCUCAGAGGCUUCCCUAACCUGGACACGCUCCAUGUCCAGUCCGUCCGCGUAUCUGAAAAGUCCACCGGCAAGGUCAAUCUCAAGUUCUGGCAGGAGGGCGGCCCCAUCAAAUGUGUCGUGGAGGGCAUGAAGAAGGUGUUCCACUUCUACGAGUUCCGAGGGUCAAAAAGCGAGGUUGCUUUCCUCAAGUUUAUCGCGGAGAGAGGUCGUGUGCUGGAGCAGAUGGUGGUUGUGGUGGCCAUUGAGUGUUUCUCCUCAGGGGAUAAUGUGAAUGCCAAGCUGAAGCCUCUGGCCAGUGCGAAAUGGACGAGCAAAACUUGCAAACUACAGCUCUUCAAGACCCCGCUCACUGCUGGGGGAGGUCCUGCUUACAGCCACCCGCUAGCUUCUGAUUUUGGAUGUGCUGACCCUUUUGACCUCAAGUACUACGACAAAGCAGAAAGGAUCUCUGUAAGUUAAUUAGUAGCAUCAUGAUGAGCCUCUUGUGUUGCAACAGUACAGGUACCUAGCUAGACUUUGUGUUGCAUGACUACUCGACAUGAAUUUCUCCUGGCAAGCUGUGGCAUGCUUUCUGCAUGAUGAGGUUGUUUGUACCAGAAUUCUGGAAUUCUUAUGUGGCUGGAUGCUGGUGGGA